UCGGACUUGUCAGUAAGUUGGUAUUUAGUACCAAUAAUAGUUCAACAUAGGUCCUCGCAACUCUCCUCUCUUUUCACCGACAAACCUCCCAUCCUUAAGCUCCAACCAUCGCUUUGGGUCAUUCAGAGAGAGAGAAAGAGAGAGAGCGAGCGAGUUCAAAGAGAUGUGCACGUUGGAAAAAAGAGGCAAAAUCUUCAUCCUGACGCUAACGGGCGCAGGCGAACACCGCCUAAAUCCCAUGCUUCUUGAUGAGGUCCAAUCAGCUCUACGCCGAGUCCGAGACGAGUCCAUCUCCUCCCCAUCUUCGGCUUUAAUCACCACCGCCCAAGGCAACUUCUUCUCCAAUGGCUACGAUCUUGACUGGGCCGGGUCCUCCCCAUCUCGCUCCCAACUCGUGAUCUCGAAACUCGAGUCACUUGUAGCCGAUCUCAUCUCUCUCCCCAUGCCCACCAUCGCAGCCGUCUCUGGCCACGCCUCAGCCGCCGGCUUCAUCCUCGCUCUGAGCCACGACUACAUCCUCAUGCGGAAAGACCGAGGCUUCCUUUACAUGAGCGAGCUCGACAUUAAUCGGAUAAUUCCCGCUUGGUUCGUGGCUCUGAUUGAGUGCAAGAUCGGCUCACCGAUGACUCGGCGCCACUUGGUUUUAACAGCGGCUAAGGUAACGGCUAAGGAAGCCGUGGAGAAGGGGAUUAUCGACUCGGCACACGAUAGCGCGGAGGAGACGGUCAAGGCUGCAUUAAGGUUAGGGGAGGAGUUGGUUGGAAGGGAAUGGAAUGGACACGUGUACGCUCAGAUUCGCAUGAAUCUGUUGUCUGGGGUCUUGGAUGAGAUCGCUAAGAGAAGAAGCAGUCGAUCGCGAAUGUAGGCCCCAUAUUGCUGAUUCUCGGUUACAUAUGGUGCAGUUCCUCUUAUGUAUUUUAAGCUA
Molecule: messenger RNA, 925 nt
Organism: Juglans microcarpa x Juglans regia
Lineage: Eukaryota; Viridiplantae; Streptophyta; Magnoliopsida; Fagales; Juglandaceae
Product: enoyl-CoA delta isomerase 1, peroxisomal-like
Exons: 1
Coding region: 164-865 (233 amino acids)
Biological process (GO): fatty acid beta-oxidation
Cellular component (GO): peroxisome
Molecular function (GO): delta(3)-delta(2)-enoyl-CoA isomerase activity; enoyl-CoA hydratase activity
Source: RefSeq, a predicted model, not a curated record